UUCUAGCUUAUCCUAUUGCUAGCCUACGAUUAAGGUAUGUGAAAAUAUUUCGCAGCCAAUUUUAAUAUGUAUUUUAGCACUAACGUUCUCUUUUUGCCGUCACUGUAAACCAAAAUCUCUGUCCGGCAAAACAUUUUAAGGGGGUUUUAAUAUGGGGUAUCCCCCAUAAAGGAUGCAAAACCAGUAUGAAAAUUUGGUAAAUUUUUGGUUGUUAUUCUAAUCAAAUGAAAAUGUUAUGAGAAAAUUGGACAGAGUAGCAAAGAGGGCGAUUUCCCCAAUCAAUCCUUAUUUAGUCAAGUCACUGCCAAAGGUCCGUCUACUUAACCGCUUCUUUUAUUUUCAUGUAAGCAUGGCGAUUAUGUUUCGAAUUACCCAUUAUAACACAUGCGUAUUCAUUUGUAUCCAAUGUAUUAGCUGCACCUUGCUGUUAAAAAUGUUCCCCACCCAAUCUAAAGUAAUUUUUAUCACACACUAAUUGAUUUUUGUUUCAAGUAUAUUGUUGACUAUCUUGAAUCAAAAUUUCUUUAAUUUAUUAUUCCUCACAACCACAAAAAUUUCAACCAAAGCAUGUAUAUCACAUAAAAUUUAUUUUUACUGCCUGUUUUUUGUAACAUUUGCUCGUUUAGCUAAUAAUUUGGAAGUUUCUCUUAAUCAUGAUGUAGAUAAAAUAUACCUUAAUAAUCGAGAAUGAGCCACAAGACUCUAUAUCAAAUGUGAUCGGCUUUUAUACAAUUAACUGAGGUCGGUAAUUGCGGUUCGGAUUUUACAUAAAAAGCGGGUACAACUCCGUGUUCAGCAGUCACCACAGCGUUGUUUUCAGUAGUGGCAAAGAAGACAAUUCAAGUGAAACCAAUCAUGAGGGCCUUGGUGCUAUGCUGUUUGUUGUUUGGCAUCGCCACUGCAAUGUAUAUUGACAAUGAAAACGAUGCAGAAAAAGAUCCAGGAUACCGAUACGGACAUGGGUACAGGGUGAAGGUCAUCAAGGGACCUCCCGGCCCACCCGGACCACCGGGACCACCCGGGCCAGUCGGACCACCUGGUCCACCUGGAAGAAAAGGUCCAAAAGGACCGCCAGGGAGACCAGGCAAGAAUGGACGCCCAGGAAGACCUGGAAGACCAGGAAAGAACGGACGACCAGGCCGCCCAGGAAAACGUGGAAGACCAGGACCCCCAGGUAGACGAGGUUAUCCAGGAAGGCCUGGAAAACCCGGGAGAAAGGGACAGCCAGGAAGAGACGGCAAACCAGGACCUAAAGGACCAAGGGGAUACCCUGGCCCACCUGGCAGACCAGGCAAGAAAUAUGGGAAGCCAUGGUACUAGAAUCUAUUUAGAGUUUGCAAAAAAGCACAAUUUUGACACUAAUACCUGAAAUGAGGACACUAAUUUUAUGACAAAAGUAAAACUACGGUUUCGUAGCAAUUACUUGAAUGAUUUCUAACUUUUCUCAAGUUUCAACUUUUGUUUGCUUAAUUUCUCUUGUGAUCCUGUCUAUUAUAAAACGCCACAGAUCCGUGUUUGAAAUUAAUAUAUCUACAGGGACAUCUUUCGAGCUCUUGCACUGUACCUUUUUGUUUAAUCGGCCCUGCCACUAUACAAGUGUGGCAAUCUAAUGUUAUUUAUGGUGGAUCAACGUUUUUAUGAUUAAAUGAUUCUUCGGCUUCCAGUACCAUCUGCAUAGCAUAAAUUAAGUGAAACAACAAGUAUACGCUUAACAACCUACUCGUUCUUUCUAAAUAAAAACAGCUUUUCCACCGAUCCCUGGGUCUGCCAGUGCGUUCGUCAAUCAGCAGUAUUUUCUGUUUUUAAGCAUUAGUUGUAAGGUCGUUGAGAGGUUUGGGGGCCCAGGGGCAAGAAUUAGGAGGCCCCCUACGAGCAAAGCGAGCAUAAAAUUUCAUUUGAUAACGCCCUUUUGAUUAGCUUAAGUACUUUUCUUUUUCUUGCCAUCGUCAGAAAAGUUUUACUCCACUCUCGGCGGCCUUGUUAGUUACUAUCGUUGAUGAUCGAUGGUUCGAAUAUAAACACCUUGAGGUGAAUCGUCCGCCUAAAUCUCAUAUUUCAGUAUUCUGCUUCUCUAAUUUUAAAAAGACUAGUUUAACGCGAUGCUUACGCAUACAUACUUUUGAUAAUUUUGGAUCAUAAAUUCAAGUGCAGUAAAAUUUGCCAAGUCAGACACUGGUUUAUUUCUA
Molecule: messenger RNA, 2186 nt
Organism: Rhopilema esculentum
Lineage: Eukaryota; Metazoa; Cnidaria; Scyphozoa; Rhizostomeae; Rhizostomatidae
Source: RefSeq, a predicted model, not a curated record